GUUUUCAUUUAUUCAAUUUCUGUGUUUUCCCGUUCGAUUUAGCUUUGCUUGCAGUGACAUUUACAAAGAAAGCAGUAAUUUUUAUGAGCAUUUUAUUUUUGAAUCCUGCUAUGUACCAAUUUUGAAAGUAUAUUGUGGUUUUUUAAGUAUUUAAUCGAGAUGACGAUCGAGGAGAGCCUAAAACGUGGCUUUAGUAAUGAUUUUAGUAAACAAAAAGGCGAUGAACUUGACUUCAAAAUUGUGUGCUCGUCUAAACAAGUCCUAAUGAAGCAAAUUAACUUCAAACCUGCAAAGACUAAAGUGAACUACCAGAUGCAACAACUCAGAGACAAGUAUGUCUUGUUGAACCCACAGCAGAAAGAUACCAAUUACCAACCGGUGUUGUAUAACAAAGAUGGUACCAAGAAACGAGAACGUUUACCUAGCCUUGGUGAAUCUGAUGAUUCUGAGUCGACAAUCGAUAUACCAAAGCCUGCACAUGUGAUCUACCCAGCCAGUAAGAUUAAGCUCAACUGGCAGGUCAACCGAAGCAUUGGCUGUACUCUUGCCAACCAAGGAAACACAUGCUUCAUGAACUCUGUGCUGCAGUGUCUAACAUAUACACCGCCAUUGUAUAACUACUACCAAACUGGACACCAUAAACAAACCUGCAAGCGACCUGGUCUAUGUGUGAUGUGCACGAUAGAGAACCAUGUGCACAUGGUUAUGAAACAGCCAGCACAUGUGAUUACUCCAGUUGUACUGACAUCUAAAUUUAGAAAUAUUCAGAAACAAAUGGAAACAGGCCGACAGCAUGAUGUUCAUGAGUUUCUGCGUGUCCUCUUGGAAGAAAUGCAUAAAAGUUGCCUGUAUGGUUUCAGUAAAGAUUUGGAUCGUCUAACUGAAGAAACAUCUGCUGUAUACCAAGUGUUUGGUGGGAAAAUCAGAAACAGGAUUUGUUGUACCAACUGUAAGUACAGAUCUGACACCUUCGAGACCUUCCUUGACCUGCCUCUUGAUCUUAAGAGUAAGAGCAUGGAGCAGUGUCUACGUGUCAUGAUGAAGCCAGAGAUGCUUUUUGGAGACAACAAAUACAAGUGUUCAGGAUGCAGAAAACUUGUAGAUGCACGUAAAACGUUCCGCAUAGUGAAACCUCCAAAUGUCUUGACAGUGGUUUUGAAAAGAUAUGAUGCUUCUGGACGUAACAUCAAGAACAGAAGAUUCAUCGAGUAUCCCGAGUACUUUGACCUUAGACCUUUCAUGGCUGGUGCAAAAAAACCUGUUAAGUAUAAGCUGUAUGGCGUUCUACCCCACGAGGGAAGUGGCAGCGGGCAAGGGCACUAUUUUACAUAUGUCCGAGCCCCAAACAACAACUGGUACAAAAUGAAUGAUCAUGCUUCAGACAGAGCUGUACGAAACUAUGUAAUGAAUGCCGAAGCCUACCUACUAUUUUACGUUCGCAUGAUUGACAAUGAAUUUACAUCUCCUGAAAAUGGCCGCAUUCACACUCAGAGUCCCAAGACUAAUCAUAGUUACGCUAAUGGCUCAACAUCAUUCUCACCAUUACCUCAGAAACAUGCUGUGAAGUCCACACAUCCAUGCUACACACCAACAGUAACAAAACCAUCUACCCCAAGAUCUGUAGCGACUUCUCUGCCACAGGAUCGUGCAAAGCUUUCAUUUACCAUUAAUCGUAAAGACCCAGGUAACACAAUCAGUCAAAAACCAAUUGGUUCAACAAAGAAUUCAAACAUGAAAUCUCUCACAAGGAAGACAGCAGAGUCUUUUUUGAAGCCCAAAGUUAGAACUGAAACUCCUCCACAUCAGGCUAGUCCAUCUAAGUCAGGUACAUCUUCGAAUAUAACAUCCUCAAAGCCCAUUCUUGUACCCUAUGGAAGUGACUCCAGUGACUCUGAAGAUUAUGACGAAAUUGUGCAGAAGCUGUCGGUGAAAUCUUCAGAGAAGAAUAAGUCAAAGAUUGAGUCCUCUAAUGUUAGAGGAUCUAACACAAACUCAACAAAGAAAGAAGAUUCAAAGACAUCGCCAUUAUCAAACAACAAGAAUUUGAUGGCAAUGAGAAGUACUGAAUCACCUCUUAGACUUGCUAUAACAACAGACUGCAAUGCCUCCAAGAUGAUGUCAACUGGUCUAUGGAAAGUUAGUGCAGAGACUGAUCAAAAACCACCUUCUAUUGCUUCGGAUGCAAGUAACACAUCAGCAUCAUCCACCUCUGAAUGGAAUGUGCAAGAAAAGAAAAAGCUUACACCUCUACCAAAGGAGAGCAGUUGUGAAGCAGAGUUCCUUGGUUGGACUGUGAGUCACAAACCACCUACAGAGAUUCCUGUCUCGCCUUCUAUUCCUCAAUCGCCCACCUCACUUACGGAGGGUUCAAGCUCGUCAAUUAACGAGAAAAGAAGUUGGUUAAAAGAAAAACGUCCAGUUACGAACACAGGAAGUAAAUGGCCCCCUAUACCAUUGCCACCUCCCCAACAUGGAAAGCAGGAUAUCAAGCCAUCCCAGAAAUGGAAGAGUGCUAAGCAAGAAAGUAAUAAACAUAGUGAAAAAUAUAACGGUCAUCAAAAUGGACAUUCAAUUCAACUGGCGGACAAAUCUAAUGGACAUAUAUGUGAGAACAGCCUGAAAAACAAACUAACUAGCAAUGCAAACUUUAAUCUGAAAAGGGAUUUUUCGAAGAAUGAACAGAUUAAGAAUGAUGUUGACAGUAUGUCUUCAAAGAGAUCCAGAAUGGCUAACAAUUCUUCUUCAGAUGCUUCGUGGAAGCAGACAAACACUAACAACUCAGGUAAUUUGACAUCAAAUAAUGGAGACAACAAAUACACCAACCAGACACCAACAAAGACCUUCUCUUCCACUGCACCAACCCAAGCUUGGGAUCAGCAUGUCAGAGACGGCUACCACAGGAAAGACCUCAACCAGUCUUCAUCCAGUAGGUCUGCAUGGGAUGGCAGGGACAAUGACUCCAGUAACAGAAACAUCCACAAGACCCUCAGUAGCACCUCCAUGCGUAGCUAUGGAUCUUCAGGUAAUCACUCCUCCACCACAAUUGGAGUGGCGUCUUGA
Anneissia japonica is the source of this 3060-nucleotide messenger RNA. RefSeq names its product ubiquitin carboxyl-terminal hydrolase 42-like. Gene Ontology annotation, biological process: protein deubiquitination. Gene Ontology annotation, molecular function: cysteine-type deubiquitinase activity; cysteine-type endopeptidase activity. NCBI's taxonomy places the organism in Eukaryota, Metazoa, Echinodermata, Crinoidea, Comatulida, Comatulidae. Gene Ontology annotation, cellular component: cytosol; nucleus. The transcript is spliced from 13 exons. Bases 160 to 3060 code for a protein of 966 amino acids. The record is from RefSeq and is a predicted model, not a curated record.